Molecule: messenger RNA, 1056 nt
Organism: Sinocyclocheilus grahami
Lineage: Eukaryota; Metazoa; Chordata; Actinopteri; Cypriniformes; Cyprinidae
Product: deleted in autism protein 1 homolog
Exons: 2
Coding region: 260-922 (220 amino acids)
Source: RefSeq, a predicted model, not a curated record
GUUUGUUCUUUUUGUGUGCUUCUUUGCAGGCCAGCUUUUAUGUGCAUCGGCACUGUGCACUCCACAGCGAUGCCUAUGAGAAUGUCUUAGCCCAGCAAGCACUUGCAAGGGGGGACUCUGCUAGUUUUUCCCCCUUUGGGAACUCCAGUUGAUGAGUCAACACUAGUGAUGGAGAUCCAUUGAGUCCUGUCCCUGACACUAUUCAUUGCCCUUUCCCCCUUUCCCCUUUACCCCUGCCCUGCCUGGCUAGUGCACGAACAUGCUGCGCUUCCUCCCACUCAAGCUUGGCCGUUUGUACCGGUGUCUGAAGCUUCUUUUUGUAAUUGGCCUGUUUGUCAUCUUGCUGAUGAACACGCACAACCUCUUCGCCUCUUUCCAAAAGAAUGAACUCACCGACCGAAGGUUCAUCAACCUCAACAAGUGCCCAGCCUGCUUUGGCACCAGCUGGUGUCGCAAGUUCAUGAAUGGACAGAUAUCUUUCGAGACAUGGGGUCGCCUUCGCUUCCUGGAUGUCUUCAAUGUGAAAAACGUUUUCUUUGCCCAGUACGGGGAGCCUCGUGAGGGUACACGGAGGAUUGUACUCAAGCGUUUGGGUUCCAACCAAGAGCUUACUGAUAUUGACCAGAAGAUUUGCAAGCGGGCAACAGGCCGACCUCGUUGCGAUCUUAUCCAGGCCAUGUACAAGACUGAGUUUGCCCGACUUAAUGGGGACGUCAGACUCCUAACCCCAGACGUUGUGGAAGGCUGGUCAGACCUUGUUCAUUGUCCGUCCCAAAGACUGCUGGACAGAAUAGUCAGGAGGUAUGCUGAGACAAAGGACUCUGGAAGCUUCCUCCUUAAGAACCUUAAGGACACAGAAAGGAUGCAGCUGUUGAUGACCUUGGCUUUCAAUCCAGAGCCCUUAGUGCUUCAGAUGGUAUAGACAGAGAAGCUGUAAUGAGACGUGCCCAUUCAAGGCCCUGAGAGACCAACCCAGUUGCUGGGGUACAGCUGCUUCACUUGCCUCAUUUGUGUAUAUCUGAAGAGGCUAGCAAAGUAAAGUCACAACUGACAGAU